CUCCUCUGUUCACAUCAGAGCAGCAGCAUCCUCUGGACCCGCACCGCUUACUUUCACUCGAGGCUGACUUUUCUCUCGCAUAAAAAUAAAAACACAAUAGAAUACAAUAAAACGCACUCCAGAAAUAUUAAGCUACUAGUGGGUCGACAGAAGAGCGGCUUCAGACCUUCGAAUCGCUUCUUUGUUUUCGUCCUCGCAGGUCUUUUGACCACUCCAGACAUCAGACCGGACUUCUCCCGUUGACUCCGCACUCUCGCAAGGACACAUCUGUCUCCCACUUCAUCUGCUGUCUCCAGGCUCAGCCCAUCCCGUCUGACAGCCUAUAUUAACAGAAAUCUGCUAGCAACUUGCUGUCAAAGCACGCUGCCCUCUCACUUUCAAUACACCAGUGAGAGACUCUUUCCCUGCAGGCAAAAUGGGGAAACAGAACAGCAAGCUGACCCCUGAAGUGAUGGAGGAUCUGGUGAAGAACACAGAGUUUAACGAGCAUGAGCUGAAGCAGUGGUACAAGGGUUUCCUGAAGGACUGUCCCACGGGCCGCCUCAACCUGGAGGAGUUCCAGCAGCUGUAUGUCAAGUUCUUCCCGUACGGCGAUGCGUCUAAGUUUGCCCAGCACGCCUUCAGGACCUUCGACAAGAACAGCGAUGGCACCAUUGACUUCAGAGAGUUCAUCUGCGCGCUCUCCAUCACAUCCCGAGGCAGCUUCGAGCAGAAGCUCAACUGGGCCUUCAACAUGUACGACCUGGACGGAGACGGCAAGAUCACACGGGUGGAGAUGCUGGAGAUCAUCGAGGCGAUCUACAAGAUGGUGGGCACGGUGAUCAUGAUGAAAAUGAACGAGGACGGCCUGACGCCCGAGCAGAGGGUGGACAAGAUCUUCUCCAAGAUGGAUAAGAACAACGACGACCAGAUCUCGCUGGACGAGUUCAAAGAGGCGGCCAAGAGCGACCCGUCCAUCGUACUACUGCUGCAGUGUGAUCUCCAGAAAUAGGCUCCGCCAGCCGCCACGGACUGCUCAGAAAGAAUUUCAUGUUCCAUUCAGUUUGCAGCUAUUUCCACUGAAAAAAUACAUAUAUAUAUAUGCUUGGGACUACCUUUCAAUGGAUCUGCUUCUUGUGUUUGAAACACUCGUGUGCAUGAGAAUGUGAUUUGCUAUAAAAAAAAAAAGAUCUAUACACAUACAUACAUACACACAUGCAUACACAGUGCAAUACAGACACACUCACAAUACACACACUACAUAUAACACCUCGCACAAAUAAUAUAUUAUAGAUAUAUAAAUAUGAAUAUAUAUUUAAAUUAUUUAAAGAUCAACUGCCAAAAUGUGAAGUGUGCAAAGUAUUUUCCAUACAGUUUCAUUCCACUGGAGCUUGCGCAUCGGGGAUGUGCUACGUUGAAUUUGUCGCUACUCUAUUUAUUGUUACGAGUUUACUGACGCUAGCUGUACGUGUUUCUGAGUAAUGUCGACGGAACCAAACUCCCACGAUAAUGUACCUGCCUCCAAUAAGACACUCCAUCGAAUAUUAGCUCUAGAAGAGAUGGAUUAGCGUUUGUCCAACUUUUCCUCCUGAAACAUGCUUGUACUAUCAGUAAAAUAAAAUAAA
Molecule: messenger RNA, 1604 nt
Organism: Etheostoma cragini (Arkansas darter)
Lineage: Eukaryota; Metazoa; Chordata; Actinopteri; Perciformes; Percidae
Gene: vsnl1a
Product: visinin-like 1a
Exons: 5
Coding region: 416-991 (191 amino acids)
Molecular function (GO): calcium ion binding
Source: RefSeq, a predicted model, not a curated record